AUGAGAAAAGAGAAACUGCUUCUGCUGUUCUCCCUUGCCUCACUUAUCGUAUUCACUCUAGCGGUUGGAUUUGUUCAACCGAACACACCAUAUUGCGUAGUGUUAGUGCCAGAGGCAAAUACGUCAUGUCAAAUGGUGCUUGUUCCGGCUGGCAAAGUGGUUAAAGGUGGAGCAUUGGGAAUGUUGAAGGAAGCUGUGGUUGGAAGAACGAGACGACGUGCAGAAAGUCAGAUAAUCGAGAAGAUAAUCGAUUUGAGUUCAUUUGAUAACGAAGAGGAUAUCGUUGCUGGCAUUGCUCCAGAAUACAUCACUUCUGAUCAGGUAUGUUAUGGACCUUUUGGUUACGGUCAAGCUAUGAUUGAAAACAUUUGA
Molecule: messenger RNA, 372 nt
Organism: Strongylus vulgaris
Lineage: Eukaryota; Metazoa; Nematoda; Chromadorea; Rhabditida; Strongylidae
Source: the annotation of a GenBank genome assembly